Molecule: messenger RNA, 1542 nt
Organism: Quercus lobata
Lineage: Eukaryota; Viridiplantae; Streptophyta; Magnoliopsida; Fagales; Fagaceae
Exons: 1
Coding region: 1-1542 (513 amino acids)
Molecular function (GO): nucleic acid binding; RNA-DNA hybrid ribonuclease activity
Source: RefSeq, a predicted model, not a curated record
AUGGUGUCCCAAAGAGGAAUAGAAGCAAAUCCAGAGAAAGUACGAGCUAUCAUUGACAUGGACUCACCCAAAACCGUUAAGGAUGUUCAAAAACUCACAGGAAGAAUAGCAACUUUAAACAGGUUCGUCUCUAGGGCCACAGACAAAUGCCUGCCCUUCUUUAAGACAUUGAAGCAGGCUUUUGCUUGGACCGACGAGUGCAAAGCAGCGUUCCAAGAGCUAAAGCAAUACCUGAGCAGUCCGCCUCUCCUAAGCCCGUCCAAAGAAGGAGAAAACCUAUACCUGUACCUGGCGGUGUCAGUCUCGGCAGUAAGUGCAGCUUUGAUUAGGGAAGAGGGCAAGAAGAAACUUCCGGUUUACUACGUUAGCCAAGCUUUCCAAGGGGCUGAGUCCAGAUACCCAAGGAUCGAAAAGAUUGCGUUUACACUAAUAGUGGCCUCGCGCAAGCUCAGGCAAUAUUUCCAGUCAAAUCCCAUUUUUGUAAUGACGGACCAACCAAUCAAGAAGUCAAUGAGCAAGCUAGAAGCAGCAGGGAGAAUGGUCCAGUGGGCAAUCGAACUUAGUCAAUUUGACAUCGAGUACCAUCCAAGAACAGCGAUCAAGGCACAAGCUCUGGCGGACUUUAUCGCCGAAUUCACGUUCCCUGACGAAGACAGGAUUACCGACGGAGCAGAUAAACUAGUAAUACAGACUGAUGGUUCGUCUGCCCAAAAGAAGGGGGGAGUAGGGGCCAUCAUAACCACCCCCGACAGAGAAGUGCUGAAAUAUGGGGUCCAACUAAAAUUUCCAGCCACCAACAACGAAGCUGAAUACGAAAGAAUACUGACGGGACUGAGGCUUGGUAAAGCCCUUGGUGCCAAAAAUUUGUUGAUCCAAAGUGAUUCAAAACUAGUGAUUGGACAGAUCAAGGGAGAAUACGAGGCAAAAGAAGAAAGGAUGCAGAAGUACCUCAAGUUGGCAAGACAGCUAGCUCAGGAAUUUGAUACAGUGGAGUUCAUACAAAUCUCAAGAAGUCAGAAUAUGGGGGCUGACGAAGUGUCAAAGCUAGCGUCAUCAAAAGAAGAAGGGACUAGCACGGACCUGGCAAUGGAAGUCCAAAAACACCCUAGUAUCGAGGAAGUUGUAACCUUCACCAUCCAGAGCACUGAUACCUGGAUGACGCCCAUAAUGUCCUUCCUCCAGGACGGGCAUCUACCUCAAAACACUGAAGAAGCCAGAAAGAUCAAGAAGAGGGCAGCCAUAGUCACGAUCCUGAAUGACGUCUUGUACAAGAGAGACUUCUCUAUGCCCUACUUGAAGUGCGUCGACGAGGAAGAGGCCAAAUAUAUCUUGGAGGAAGUACACGGAGGAAUAUGUGGCGACCAUGCCGGCUCCAGAUCACUAGUAAACAAAGUGGUAAGGGCAGGAUAUUUUUGGCCAACCAUGCAGGUGGACGCUGCUGAGAUCGUUAGGAGGUGCGACAAAUGCCAACGAUACGGGAAUGUGCAGUGGCUUCCAGCAGAGAAAAUGACGACCAUAGCUUCCCCAUGGCCAUUUGCAUAA